Messenger RNA from Anopheles nili, 1411 nucleotides. Its product is annotated as tetraspanin-11. Gene Ontology annotation, cellular component: membrane. The transcript is spliced from 3 exons. Bases 9 to 710 code for a protein of 233 amino acids. Lineage: Eukaryota; Metazoa; Arthropoda; Insecta; Diptera; Culicidae. The record is from RefSeq and is a predicted model, not a curated record.
CCGCCACCAUGGGAUCGGGAGGUAGAAUGGACUGUUGCGGGCAGUGCGUGAAAUACAGUAUGUUUGCGGCCAACUUCAUCAUCUUUAUCGGUGGAGCAAUCGUGUUCGGCUUGGGCGUCUGGACGCUGGUGGAUAAACACUUCAUCAACGAGCUGUUGGGCACGAACCUGUUCUCCGGUGCGGUGUACGUGCUGAUUGCGACCUCCGCCCUGGUUUGUCUGCUGUCAUUCUUCGGCUGCAUGGGCGCAGCAAAGGAGUACAAGUGCAUGCUGCUGACGUACUUCAUCUUGGUGUUUCUCAUCUUCGUGACGAUGUUGAUUGGGGGCAUCCUGGGGUACGUCUUCCGAGAGAAGGUUUCGCAGACGAUGGGCGAUGAGAUGCGCUCCUCCAUGAGCCUGUACGGUUCGCGGCGCACGAUCACAACGGCUUGGGAUGAAACGCAGGAGCGUUUGAAGUGUUGCGGUGUCAAGAGCUACAGCGACUGGCGGGGCGAUAUCCCGCAGUCCUGCUGCCAGCGGACAUUGGACGGUCACAAGCCAUGCAUAGAGAACCCCAGCCCGGAGAACAUCUACAUCAACGGGUGCCUCGAGAUCACGUCCAGCUACAUCCGGGACAAUGCAGCCAUCAUCGGGGGUGCCGGAAUCGGUGUGGCGGUGUUGCUAAUAUUCGGGAUGAUAUUCUCGUGCUCGCUGUUCCGCAUGAUCGAGUAGUUGCGGUGGAACAGGACGCAGAAGCCAUACCUCACACUUGCCUUCAGCAAAUCCCGCCCGGCGAUUUACAUCAAACUCCUGGAGCGGGACUCCAAUUUUACCAGGCCUAUUUUUUCCAACCCGUCAUGGAAAUGGUGCGACGCAGAGCUAAAACGAAAAAGAAUAUCGCAAAGCAAUAAGUGAGCACGAGAGCAAAUCCAAACAACCAUUCGUACAACACACGUGCAUUCGUAGUUUAAGACCCCGCCAAUUUAUUUUUCGCUUGUUGACUCCUUGUUCCGCGAUUUGCAGUGCUUUCCGUUGCGGCAGGUUUCGACGGUUAUAGCAAUUCUUCUGCACAACAGCAUUCCGACAGCAAAGUGCACAGUUUCGUGAACUUAUUCCUAUUCCAUCGUACAUGUGCUUUCUUGUAUUUUGUUUUUUUGAGCGCCAAUAGUCGUGUGUUUGAUUGUGACGUCGGGAUAUGUUAGGCAUUCUCACCGCAGCUGCUCUCAUCACUUUUUAAUCGUUAAGGUUUUAAUUUUAAUAUAAGUCUACCGAUCGGCUAGAGCGCGAUAAAGCAGAAAGACAAUGGAGAUAUAAAUUGAUACAAUCGAUUGGCAUUGAUAAAAUCCACGAUGCUGCGAUGGAAGAACGAAUGUGUAAUUCAAUUGGAUUAUGUGCUUUUUAGGGUUAAUAAAGAAGAAGAAGAAGUGCUAGGA